Hevea brasiliensis (rubber tree) is the source of this 1435-nucleotide messenger RNA. RefSeq names its product putative B3 domain-containing protein At5g58280. Gene Ontology annotation, molecular function: DNA binding. NCBI's taxonomy places the organism in Eukaryota, Viridiplantae, Streptophyta, Magnoliopsida, Malpighiales, Euphorbiaceae. The record is from RefSeq and is a predicted model, not a curated record. The transcript is spliced from 8 exons. The coding region runs from base 161 to 1243 and encodes 360 amino acids.
UUCCAAAAAAAAAAACAUUUCGAAAUUCAACUAAGCGCGAAUUGCACGAAAGGAAAAAAGAAAAACGAAAUAUUUUAGCAGUAGCUUGGUAGUGGUGGUAGUAGAAGCGCAGCUUCUUUCACUCCCAGGAAUUCUAUCUUCUCUAUCGUACUGUUCUAAGAUGGCGGCGGACGAUGCUAGCCCCAGCACUUAUGAAGAAGCUCGCAAGCAGCGCCUUGAAGAAAAUAAAAAGCGCUUCGAGGACUUGGGAAUUUUGAACAUUUCCAAGAGUCUCUCCAAGCUCACUAGCCCUGAGAAGAAGUCCAAGCAACGCCUUCCAAAACCAAAACCAGAGAAUUCUGCGUCAUUUGAGCCAAGACGCUCUUCUCGAGCACGAAAUGCGGUUACCUCUUAUAGUGAUGAUAUGGACAUCGACCUUCCACCCUUGCGGAAGAGGUCAAGAUUUAGCUCAUCAUGGGGAAGCUAUGUUGCAAGGCCAUUGGAAGAAGUCAAACUUGCUUCUUAUGAAGAUCGGGCUCGAGCACUUAGAGUUGCAGAAGAAUUCCAAAGUAGCCUACAAUCUGGAAACCCGUCUUUUGUCAAAUCAAUGGUUCGGUCUCAUGUUUAUAGCUGUUUCUGGUUGGGCCUUCCUACUCAAUUUUGCAAGAAUCACCUACCAAAAGAGGACUUGGAUAUGAUACUAGAAGAUGAAAAUGGCUCAGCAUAUGACGCUAAAUACCUUGGCAAAAGGAAUGGGCUUAGCGGCGGGUGGAGGGGAUUUGCAUUGGAUCAUAAACUAGAUGAUGGUGAUGCAGUGGUGUUUGAAUUGGUAGAGUCGGACAGAUUUAAGAUUUACACAUUUAGAGUAUCAUCCUUUCUGUUGUCUAGUCAAGCACAUUCUUCAGAUAUUGUAGAAAAACAAGGAUCUACAGCGGCAAAGAAAGGAUCAAAAGAUCAGAAGAAGACUGAUUCGCAUUCCAGACAGACACGCAAGUCCAAGAAAGCCAAGCCAGAUAAGAAUGAUAAGUUAUCAGAUGAUCAAAAACCCCAAUCACGAAACAGAGCAAUCAAUGGAGGAAGAUCAGAUGAUCUAAACUCGGUCCAGGAAAAUGGUUUUGUUCCUCGAGAGCACAAUAACAAGGAUGAAUCUGUUGGAAAAUCCGAUGAGGUAAAAUCAGUUGAUGAGAAGGACAAGCAAGAAAAAUGUACGAUCAAGCCUAGAAAGAAACCAGCUCCAAGGCUAUUUAGAAAGAAAGCAUGGUAGACCUUUGGGCGGAAACCCUUCAAUCUUAAGCUAUUGCUUACUUUUGUUGUAUAACAUUUUAGAUUAAUUUUAGAUGUUCUUGCUUAAGGUGUAUGACCCUACUUCAUACACAAACCAAUAUGAAGCAACCAUAUGGACAAAAUGGAUUGAAAUUGAAACAGUUAUGUAUGAUGAAAUUAUUUCGAGUCAGUA